This is a messenger RNA of Drosophila suzukii, 893 nucleotides long. The record is from RefSeq and is a predicted model, not a curated record. Lineage: Eukaryota; Metazoa; Arthropoda; Insecta; Diptera; Drosophilidae.
UCAAAACCAGUUGUUGGUUUCGUUGGUUCUGCAGCUGCCAGUUUUUUCACAUGGAGAAUGGAGAGCGAGUGGUCGUUCAGAAGUGAUUAUGGCGCUCAAGAGAGUCAUUAAAGAGAGUUACCACCAAAUAACCGAAGUUGAACUCAACGCAAAUGAUGGCCAAGUGGUUAUGAAAUGCCAACGGACAAAAGAAAAUAAAUGAAAAGAAUAUAAAAAACUGAUUAACCGAACAGUAAUCAAGGCUCGGUAAUCAAUGUAUUGAACUUAUCGAUUUGAAUUAGUGGCCCAACCUAAAUUCCGUGACAACAAUGGCAAAAUGAUCGAUCGAAAUGCGAGAGCGGAAAGUGGAGGCUCGAAGAGCAAGAGGCAAGGUCGUUGUUUGCUCACUAAGAGAAAAAUUCCGGCCUAAGAGAAGAUUAGAUAAAUCCAAACGACAGAUAAAUUUCCAUGUGUGUGUUAAUUUUGGACUGUUCAAGCGGUUUAAUGGUUACAAGCCUUUCCUUUACAAUCAAACCAUAGACGCUUGCUAUUUCAUAAAUCAUCAAAAGUCCAAUCCUGUCGCUAAAUAUUUUUUCGACAUUAUUAGGGGGAUUACGAACUUGAAUCAUUCCUGUCCAUAUAAUCACGAUAUUCUUGUGGACAGACUUUCCACCGAGAUAGUAAACCAUCAUCUUACAAAAGUGCUUCCCUACCCGGAUGGAGAUUACAUGUUAGAGACACGAUGGAUACUCAAUGACAUACCAUCCGCAGUUACCCAAGUCUAUUUAUCUCUUUCCUAAUAAACUAUCAAACGCAAACCCCUUUUAACUAGUUGAGAAAGCAUAUAACAUUUCGGAUAUCACAUUUUUAUGCAAAAAAUUACAAUACAUUCGAAAUCAUCCAAAAAUUUCUUA